Racocetra persica is the source of this 446-nucleotide messenger RNA. NCBI's taxonomy places the organism in Eukaryota, Fungi, Glomeromycota, Glomeromycetes, Diversisporales, Gigasporaceae. The record is from the annotation of a GenBank genome assembly.
GUAUCUAAAAUUGAGUAUGAAAUAAUUAAUAACCCCACAUCGGCGAUUGUUAUAGGUCGAUCAGGGACCGGAAAAACAACGUGUGUCGUGUUUAGACAGGUCGCUUCAUAUCUAGCGAAUCAACAUGACAAGGCUCCAUCUUUUCAUGAUAAUCAUGUCAAUUCUUCCAAAAGGCAGAUAUUCAUCACGGCAAGCUACAUACUGUGCCGUAGAGUAAAAGAAUACUUCAACAGUCUGCGUGAUUCAGCAGUACUUGCUAAGAAAAAGAUAACUAUGUCUGAAUUCAAUGAAUAUGCAAAGAAAAAAGAGGAGGAAGGUGGCGGCAUUGACGUAACAUAUAAUACGUUGCUCGAAGAAGGAGACGAGGAAUUGGAUCUAGGAAACAUCCCAAAUUCAUUUCGUCAAUUAAGGGAACAUCAUUUCCCACUAUUUAUUACCUACAAUAA